AAAAAAAUUCAAACACAUGUUUGUCCAACACAUUAUCUAUGAAUUGACAAGUCACAUGUUUGAACCCGCCAAAAUUUUAGAAAAAUACUUUGAUCCAAUAAGUAUUAAUCAAAAUGUCCGAUUUUUAUGAUAAUUUAGCAAAUUGCGAAUACCAUGCUCCAAACAUUAAAAAAGAUAAGGCAAAAAGAAAAAAGCUUGUCAAAAAUAAUAGCUCAUCAUUAUUGUCAUCGGUAGAAUGGCCUCGUAAGCAAAUCUACCUGAAAGAAUGGGCCAAAAUCGAUCAAAAAAUUGACUCUCGAAUUCAAUCAUUGUUUGAACGAUUCCUAAGUGAUUUCGUGAAAACAGAAGUGAUUGAUAGAGAUCAAUCACUUAAUAUGAAAAAAAUACCUACUAGUAUUAUGACUUUAAAUACACAAUUAUUAUGUAAGAAAUUAAUCCAUGAUCUUGGUUCAAUGCUUGAUGAUACCAAUUACGAAAACGAAUCAACGGUCAUCAUUCAACUUGAUUCAUCUCAUGAUUCAAUGCGUAAUAUUUUGCAGCAAUUUCUACGAACUUUCAGCCAACGAAAAGUUUUUGAUGAUGAUUUUAAUACAGAAACAUUGCAAACCAUUGAAGAUGUGUUCGAAUUGCUAACCAAAUCUGGUCAUAAUGGCUGUGUACAUUUAAUUGUGGUUGUUUAUGAAUUUGAAAAAUUCAAUAUGAAUUUGUUAAAUAAAUUCAUUACAAUCAUUAGGUCAUUCAUCAGCGAUGUUCCGCUUGGAUUUAUAUUCUUCAAACAAAAUCUAUUUAAUGCCAAUCUUAAUAAUUAUCUACCAAUGGAUACAAUAGAUCAUUUAUACGUUAGAAUCGAUGAUGAUGGUUUUCGAAAAUCUUCUAUCCUAUCUUUAUUCAUAGAUAUUAUUCAGGAUAAUAAUCUUCAGAUAAAAUUUCAUCCAACUUUGAUCGAAAAACUUUCAGAAAAUUUCGAACGAAUAGAAUUUUCAUUUGAAAAUUUUCGCAAUUUAAUGCAUUUGAUUGUCUUUAAUUAUUAUAAUCAAAAUCCUUUGUCACUUAUAUGCGAUGCAAAUUUUCAAUCAUACAAUGAUGACAAUUUGACUUUAUGUUUUCGAAAUUCAUUGAACAUUAGAUCAUUGCAACAAAUCCCAUUUGAUGAUGAAUACAUGAAUAAUUUGUCGAAAUGUUAUCAAGAAUUAUUGAAGAAAAAUUCCCAAUUAAUGCAAUGUUUAAAUAUUAUUUUACAAUUGUUCAACGAUCUAAGUAUACCAAUCGAACAAUUUCCUUAUCAUUAUUCACAAUUUUUCACGAACAAGACAUCCAGUGAAAAAUGUGGUGAAAAUCUUCAUCUAGAACGACUUUACGAUGUAACACAAAAUCGUAUAAAAAAUGCACUAGAAAAAUUAAAAUUCUCUAACCAACAUUUGAAUAAUAAUCCAUUAUGGAAAGCUAUUGAUAGUCAUCUUGUUAAACUUGAUGAAUUAAUCAAUCGUGAUAAAGUGGAACAAGAAAAACAAAAGGAAUCGAUACGACAAUUAGGUCUCGAAUGUCAAGUGGAAAUGGUUAAAGAUAAAUUACGUCACAUUAAUUCUCGAUAUGAAUGGAAACGUACAUUAAAACCAAUGGCUAAACAAAACUUAUCACAUUAUGAACAAUGGAAAAAUAACUUCAUCUGUAAUUUGGAACAAUUAUUAGCUGAUUUCCAAUUUAACAACGACGAAAGAAGCUUAAUCGAUGCUCUUUUCUGUGAUAUGUUUCCCAUAAAUCAUUUAUCCUAUCGUUUAAAUAUCGAUAAAGCUCUAGCAAAACCAACCGGUAAAAAUUCUGCUGCAUUAGGUAAUUCCUAUCCAAGUUUUUAUAUAAUUUAUAAAUUAUACAAAGAAUCUGGUAAUAAUGUAAAUCUGACCGAUUGGUAUGAGAAAUUUUGUGAGGAAAAAAAUCUGUCAGCAAAUUCUCAAGUAAAUAAUGAAGAAAUGUUUAUGGCUUGGUUUUUAAACACCAUUCUGGAUUUUGAAUUUAUUGGUUUACUGAAAAGUUGUACUCAUAAUAAAUACAGUAAAAUUGUCUAUUUGUAA
Messenger RNA from Dermatophagoides pteronyssinus (European house dust mite), 2069 nucleotides. RefSeq names its product origin recognition complex subunit 3-like. Gene Ontology annotation, biological process: DNA replication; DNA replication initiation. Gene Ontology annotation, cellular component: nuclear origin of replication recognition complex; DNA replication preinitiation complex; nuclear pre-replicative complex. The record is from RefSeq and is a predicted model, not a curated record. NCBI's taxonomy places the organism in Eukaryota, Metazoa, Arthropoda, Arachnida, Sarcoptiformes, Pyroglyphidae. Gene Ontology annotation, molecular function: DNA replication origin binding.